AUGGCGAACCUGGCUUCCCACAUGACUCCGCGGAUGGACGACGCGCCCGCCUUCACCUACCGCACCGGACAGGCGGAGGAGCACGAGGAGCCCGCAAUCGAGGAAGUAUCCGGCGUCUCGACCAAGAUCUACCACUACCUCGGCGUCGACACACCCUUCGAUCCACAGCACCGCCUCGUCACAUCCUACAUCCUCCCCGUCCCGGCGCUGGCGCUGUUCCGCGUCGUUGUAGCCAUCUACAUGCUCGUCACAGCCUUCUCCACCGCAGUCGUCGAAGGUAUCGGCACCAUCACCUACUUCACCAGUCUUAGCUUUUGGGGUGAUACGACGUAUUUCCUCAUGUCGGCGAUACACACGUGCACGUUUUGGUUUGCGCUCAGUCGGUGGAAGAAGGCGAGCCGCGAGCAGGGUAGCAGUCGCAUCGAGAUGGUCGAGAAGGCUUUUCCCCAUAACGGUGUGGGUCGGAUCGAGAUCGCUCGCCACAAGGCUGGAAUCGACGCCUUUGGUACGCAGCUUCACGAAGACAUCGAGAGCGAGCUGGCGUAUGGCAAAGAUUCCGAGUUCGAGAUUGGUUCUCGCUACCCCCGGUCUCUGCUGAGCCGCAAGUUUUCGCGUCCGUUGCAGGUGUGCCACACUCUGCUGGUGUCGACCGUGUCGUCGUUCCCGCUGGUGGUCCUGGUCAUCUUCUGGUCGCUCCUCGCAGGCCCGGCGCCGCUCGGAGAUCCAUACUCUGCUUUCGCCAACAUCGGCAAGCACACGCUCAACUACGUACUCACCAUGAUCGAUCUCGUCAUCCUCUCGCGAACACCUCUGCGUCCAUGGUGGCACCUCGUUCCCGUCAUGGCCUUCCUCGCUCUCUACAUCGGCAUCGUCAGUAUCACCUACAACCGAUACCAUGUGUGGGUGUAUGGUUUCUUCAACGUCCAACAGUUCGGAUUGCCCCUCGUGGUAUGCUUUACGCUGCUGCUCGCAUGUUUUGCCGUGGCAUCGUUUUGCCUUACGCAGGGGUUGAUGUUGCUGCGCGAGUACGUGGCUGCCAAGGUGCAGAGUAGCGGUCAGUGGGGGAGUGCGAAGGCUGUGGGUGUACCUGAUGAUGCCUGCAUCCCGACCUUGAGGGGACCCGGACCGCUGGGUGGAGGCGGAAGACGCACCAAACCAGGUCACGAUGUCAUUCAUCUGCGCGGAAGAUUCCCCUCGAACGCGCUCAACACCAGGAGGUCGAGUGGCAUCAUCGUCGACGACAUCCACAUCCAGGCUCUGUCCGGCUUGGGCUCGGAACAGAACGUCGAUGAUGCAGCGGUCAAGUUCGGCUCGAACCGUGCGCAGCGUCCCUCGAUCCGAUUCGCAGACGAAUCCCCGAUGGAGGAGUACAGAUCGCCGAGCAGGUCGGAUCUUCCGAACCCGGAUGCUUCGUCCAGCCAAGCUCAGCUCUUCCGUCCCAUAGGGUGGUAG
Molecule: messenger RNA, 1452 nt
Organism: Pseudozyma hubeiensis SY62
Lineage: Eukaryota; Fungi; Basidiomycota; Ustilaginomycetes; Ustilaginales; Ustilaginaceae
Exons: 1
Coding region: 1-1452 (483 amino acids)
Cellular component (GO): membrane
Source: RefSeq, a predicted model, not a curated record